AUGGAAAUCUCUCUUUCCCUAGAAGAAACGAACAAGCUUCGAAGACAGUUGGGUCUACGAGAGAUUCCACAGGGUGAUGAUUCUGUGUCCACGUUGCAAAACAAGGUUUCUAAAAAUGAUUUGCUGAUUGCGGAAACAAACAAACUUCGAGCGUCCGCUGGACUCAAACCAAUACCAGAAACUGACAGUAAAGAGAAAGCUGAUGAUAAUGUAGAUACUCGGGUGGAGAGCCGUGGCAGUAAACUUCUAGACAAACUCAAAUCUCGAAGGAACGUGGCACAUCUCGACGAAAAUGAAGAACCAAAUGAAAAUCACGAUAUCGUGGUAAAUACAGAUGAUUGGCUCAACAGCUUGGGAAAGGAAGCUACGGAUACAACGGAAAGCGAUUCGGUACAGAAUGUGGUACACAAGGACAAAACCAAAGACGUAAAUGAAGUUCUGAGAGAUCUGUCUACGCCCAUGCUUGAUUCAAAGGUACCCCAUAUUCUUAAAGAAAGCCCGAACCAGGAGGAAAAAGCUUCUCUUUCGGGUAUAUCCGACACAGCUGAGCCCAGCGAACAGCCUCUGAAAAAGAGAAUGGCAAUACUGUUGUUUGAUGAAGAUGAGAUACAACCAGAGACUGUGAAAAUGAAAAAGAUAAAAAAAAAGUCUCUGAAGAAUAGAAAGAGAGAACAAACCAUGGACCCUUUUGAAGUAAAGCCCGUUGUUCUUGAGCAGUUUGAAGACAACGAUGACGAUUUUGAAGUUCAGUCGAUGAUCAACCACAAGCGACGGUUGAAGCAGCAGCAACGAAAGAAACUCACUUCUGAAGAACUCGCGAAGGAGAUCAGUCAGCUUGAGCUGUGGGACAGUAAAGAUGCCUUGGAUCGAGCGUCAGCCUUAGCAACUGCGUCUGGGUUGGUUUUUGACGACACUUCUGAAUUUCUAAGUUCAUUGAGCACCGAAAAGACAGAAAAGAAAGUUGACACAGCGGAGCCAGAAACUGAAAAGGAGCAAACCCCAAAAUCCAACGAGCAACUGGAAGCUCAUACAGAACCGUCUGAGCCCAUUGAAGAAGGUACUACACCGCGGUUCAAUACCGGAAUUGCAGCCACUCUCAAUUACCUUAAACUGCACUCUGUUUUAGAAACCAAGCAAAUACAGCAAGAAGCCAGAGAACAACGAGAAGCAGCCAAAAGAGCAGAAAUGACUAAAUUGAACAUUGAAAUUGAGAGUCGUCUUGUUCGUGAGCAACUUGAAAGCGAUGGCUCCUACAAGUCUUUACCUAAGGAAGAAAAAGAAACCAUUUUUGAAAGAUACCUCGAUGAAAGACUUCGAGAAAAGGGCCUUUUACAAGUUGCUGAACCCAAACGUAAAAAGAAAUACGACCUGUACACCUCCAACAACAAUUAUCGGCCGCAAGUACAGCUCGUAUAUAAAGAUAAAGACGGCCAUGAAUUGCUGCAAAAAGAAGCAUUCAAGCAUUUGUCGCACAAGUUUCACGGCGCAAAGCCGGGAAAGGCCGAUAAACAUAAGGCAAAGAAAACCGAGCCUUCGGAACGUAUACUAUAA
This is a messenger RNA of Meyerozyma guilliermondii ATCC 6260, 1551 nucleotides long. Its product is annotated as U4/U6-U5 snRNP complex subunit. Lineage: Eukaryota; Fungi; Ascomycota; Pichiomycetes; Serinales; Debaryomycetaceae. The transcript has a single exon. Gene Ontology annotation, cellular component: U4/U6 x U5 tri-snRNP complex. Gene Ontology annotation, biological process: mRNA cis splicing, via spliceosome; maturation of 5S rRNA. The coding region runs from base 1 to 1551 and encodes 516 amino acids. The record is from RefSeq and is a predicted model, not a curated record.